ACAUCGCCAUUGCACAAGUGGGCAUUUCUUCUGCGUGAGUAAGGCGAAUAAAUUAAACGUGACAGGCCGGAGUAUAAAACUGCCAUCGCCGUUGUGCGUAAUUGAUUAUACCAGUGCAACCGGUGCAUGCUUUUAUUCACUCCAUAUAUACGAGUAUAUAUAUCCCCACAGCUGUCUCGAGUGGCGGAUACACUGAUAAUCAAGCACUUUACCUACCGGCAAUUUCACGCGCAAUCAUGGCCCUGCUUCCCUUAUACCACCGCGAUCUCAACUGGGAUGUAUCACCCUGGAGCGAGCGGGAUUCGCACCGUUGGCAGGAUUUCACCAUUGCCGGCUUUAAUGACCGGUUCAGUCAGCAUGUGGGCCAUAUUCUCACCGGGAUGGACGCGUCCAUUAUGCGGAUGGAUGAGGAGAUGCGGCGGAUGAUGCAGUCCAUGGGGGCGGGGCGGGAUGUCCGAGGAUUAUUACGGGAACUGGAGGACAGUGUCAAACCGGCCAUUGUCGAGCGCAACGGCACGCCGAUUGCGCAGUACUCGUUCGACGUGAAGGGCUUCCGGCCGGAGGAGAUCACCAUUAAGACGGUGGAUAAUACGCUGGAGAUUGAGGCGCGCCAUGAUGAGGCGCGCGACGGUGGGCAGAUUAGCCACGCCUACAAGCGGACCAUUACCAUCCCCGCGGGCAUCCAGGCGGAGGAGUUGCAGGGGAAGUUGGUGGAUAACGGGGUGCUGCGGGUGGAGGCGCCGUACCGGGCGGCGGCGCUGACCGACGGCUCGCGGAUGAUCCCUAUUAUGCACGAAUUCUGAUUACACUUUAUACUGUAUAUAGAUAUAUCCAGUUACAUGCGUAUAUGCGUCGAGUGCGUGCGCCUGUCCGUGGCCACUGUACGCCACUUCCGUGAUCCGAGCACUGCGGGAUCACUUACAACGGACAGCGAGAUGUGCGGGCUGGUAAUUAUUUUUAUACACCAUCUGCUUCGUAGGUUAUGAGAUCGUCUCUAGAUCAUCGGUCAACGAUUUUUUUGUGAUUGUUCGAAUGCAUAUAGAUAUCUGGGUAUAAGUAGUGCACUAGAGACUUAUCUGGCUGAGUAACGAAAUGCUGGUGUUUAUGCUGAUAUCGCUGCAACGUAUUGUACAUUGUACAAUAUAAUAAAUAUUUUUUGAUUU
Molecule: messenger RNA, 1163 nt
Organism: Paramacrobiotus metropolitanus
Lineage: Eukaryota; Metazoa; Tardigrada; Eutardigrada; Parachela; Macrobiotidae
Product: heat shock protein beta-1-like
Exons: 1
Coding region: 237-803 (188 amino acids)
Biological process (GO): protein refolding; response to heat
Molecular function (GO): protein folding chaperone
Source: RefSeq, a predicted model, not a curated record